AUGUCCUCCGACUCAGUGUCUCCUGCUCCUGCUCCAGACUCAAAUUCUGCUGCAGAAAUUGCUCAUGGUGUAGACAGUAAGCAGCGGGAAUCUUCGGAUCCUGCACCCUCACCACCUGCCAAAACUUCACAGCGAGGGAGCGAGGAAGCGGAGCACGACGAGCCAGAGUCCAAGUCCGAGUCUCCCGUUCCGGAGGCUUCCACCUCUGCUGCUACAGCUGUUGACGCCAGCACCAGUGACGGCAGCGCCUCGUCGGCGUCGCAGCCUGCAUCUGCUGCAGCAUCAACACCUGGUGUCGCAUCUGCAGGCGACUGGCAGGCGAUCUGGUCACCUGCACACAGUGCGUACUACUUUUACAACGCCGCCACUCGAGAAACAACAUGGACGAACCCCCUCCAGCCCACUGCCUCCCCAUCCGCAUCUCCCUAUCCGACGUCCGCCCCUGGCGCACCGCCCACGCCUGAAGCAUCUGGAUCGAUUCCUGGAUCUGCUGCAAUGCAGGCCCUCUAUGACAUGCAGGCGGCAGCUGCAGCGCAGGGAAUCGAUCCCUCUCUAGCCUAUCUUGACCCUUCGCUUGCCGCUGGGUCGUCUACGGCUCCUGCAGCGUUCACGUCCACUGCAAAGUUCAACGCGCGCUCUGGCGCAUUCGCCCGCCCGGAUGCACGCGACCCGACACAUCUGUCCGAGUAUGAGCGCGCGAAGCGCAUGAGCGAGUUCUACUUUGAUGUCAAUGCGUGGGAAAAGGACGUAGAAAUGCGCAAGCUUGAGGAGGCUCAGGAGCAGGAGGAGGGUAGGAAGAGGAAGCGGCCCACUAAGAAGGAUCUGGAGAGGUUCAAGGAACAAAAGAGGCUGAAGAAAAUUGCCAAGACGGCAUGGUUGCGUACAUAG
Sparassis crispa is the source of this 888-nucleotide messenger RNA. RefSeq lists its product with no specific name. NCBI's taxonomy places the organism in Eukaryota, Fungi, Basidiomycota, Agaricomycetes, Polyporales, Sparassidaceae. The record is from RefSeq and is a predicted model, not a curated record. Gene Ontology annotation, molecular function: protein binding. Bases 1 to 888 code for a protein of 295 amino acids. The transcript is spliced from 2 exons.